Molecule: messenger RNA, 1808 nt
Organism: Vitis riparia (riverbank grape)
Lineage: Eukaryota; Viridiplantae; Streptophyta; Magnoliopsida; Vitales; Vitaceae
Product: sphingosine kinase 2
Exons: 10
Coding region: 165-1634 (489 amino acids)
Biological process (GO): sphingosine biosynthetic process
Cellular component (GO): intracellular membrane-bounded organelle; cytoplasm; membrane
Molecular function (GO): kinase activity
Source: RefSeq, a predicted model, not a curated record
ACCAACAACCAAAGAAAAGGGGAUUCAACUACUCAAAGCUGUGUCCUCAUUGCUUCUAAAUCCGGUUUACUAUAUAACCGAACCAAACCGGACCCAUUUUCUUCACCAGCACGUAUUUGAAUCUUUGGUUACUGCGCCAAACCUCUGUUCAACCCCAAGAGCCAAUGGAUCAACCGGAAAGUCAACCUCUCAUCUCGGACCGGUUUCUGAUCAAUGGAACCCUAACGUCGGUGGAUUUCUGUGAUGACGGCAAAAUUAGGUGGUCGGAUGGCCACACUGACCGGUGCUUGGCGGUGGAGAAGGAGGUUCUGGGAUUUGCCUCGGAAGGUUCUAGAAUCCGGAUUAGGGCUAUUGUGGAGAAUGGAGGUGGACUUUGCUGUGUCGGAAGCAGAGGGAAAUUGGUGAGGAAAGAUUUCGUGUUCGAGAUUGCGUCGGCUGAUUCGCACAGACUUUGGUGUCAGAAGCUUCGUGAAUACAUCGACUCUCUUGGCCGGCCAAAAAGGCUGUUUGUUUUUGUCAACCCAUUUGGUGGGAAGAAAUCUGCCUCAAAAAUUUUUCUGGAUGUUGUAAGUCCAUUGCUCAAGGAUGCUGAUAUACAAUUAACAAUCCAAGAAACUAAGCAUCAGCUACACGCAAAGGCAGUUACUCAAACAUUGGAUCUCUCAAAGUAUGAUGGCCUCGUUUGUGUCAGCGGCGAUGGAAUUCUUGUUGAGGUAGUAAAUGGACUGCUUGAAAGAGAUGAUUGGGAUUCUGCAAUAAAGAUGCCUAUUGGGGUUGUUCCUGCAGGAACAGGGAAUGGCAUGGCUAAAUCUCUUUUGGAUUCAGUUGGUGAUCCUUGUUCACCGACUAAUGCUGUUCUUGCUAUUAUUCGAGGUCAUAAGUGUUCACUGGAUGUGGCUACCAUCUUGCAAGGGGAGACCAAAUUUUUUAGCGUCUUGAUGCUUGCUUGGGGUCUGGUGGCAGAUAUUGACAUUGAGUCUGAAAAAUAUAGGUGGAUGGGAAGUGCUCGCUUAGAUUUCUACGCUCUGCAACGAAUAUCACAUUUGAGGAAGUAUAAUGGAUGUAUAUCUUUUGUGCCUGCACCUGGCUUUGAAGCUUUUGGAGAGCCAAGUACUUACAAAGGUGAAUCUACUAGUGGACUCAAUACCUUCAAUCCAAGUCAAGAGGAGCCUAUUAAGGUUCAACAGCAUGGUUAUCAGGGACCUAAUAUUGAAUUGGAGAAAUUACAAUGGAGAACCAUUGAUGGACCUUUUGUUUCCAUCUGGCUUCAUAAUGUGCCUUGGGGUGGUGAAGACACUAUGGCAGCACCCGAUGCCAAGUUCUCAGAUGGUUACUUGGACUUGAUUAUCAUACGGGAUUGUCCUAAAUUACCCUUGCUAGCAUUGAUGUCGGAAUUGAACAAAGGAAAUCAUAUCAAAUCACCUUAUGUCAUGUACUUUAAGGUGAAAGCGUUUGUUUUGGAGCCUGGUCCUCGCACUGAGGACCCAACCAAGGGAGGGAUCAUAGACUCAGAUGGUGAGGUCCUGGCCAGAGGGAAUGGGACAUACAAGUGUGACCAGAAGACCCUGAUGGCCUAUGACAACCUCCAAAUCGCAGUGGAUCAAGGUUUAGCUACUGUUUUUUCCCCCAUAUAGUUUAUUGAAUAUUGGUUUUUUCAGGUCAGUUUUAUAGUAUGAAUGCAGAGGGUAUGUAUUAGAAGGAAUAAAUGAUUUUUUUCGGGUUGUAUUAUGAAGUCUUCCUGUACAGGACCACUAAUCAGAAAAAUGGAAUUAAAAAUUAUAUAUCAUUGAAGUUACCUGUUAAAUCCA